UUUAUCCAUUUGUGGCUGUGGUAACUAGUGACGAGUUUGGGCCCUCAGCCCACUAGCAGCGGCACCUUUCCAAGAUGGCAGCCAACAGUAGCAGCACGGUUAACAAACCCAGCAGCAGUACCGGGGGGAAACAGUCAGGGCCGUCGGCCGAGCAGGUCGUGGCUGCAUUCCAGAGGAUGCGCACGGAGCAGCGCAGCAUGGCCUCCAAGGCUGCAGAGUUGGAGAUGGAAAUCAAUGAGCAUAGCCUAGUCAUUGAGACCCUAAAAGACGUAGACCCAACAAGGAAGUGCUUCCGGCUGGUGGGUGGGGUGCUCGUGGAGAGGACAGUUAAGGAAGUCUUACCAGCUCUGGAAAGCAAUAAAGAACAGAUCUCAAAGAUUGUAGAAUCCCUCAACACACAGAUGCAGUCGAAAGGCCGGGAGCUCACAGAGUACCGGGAAAAAUACAACAUCCGAUUGGUGGGAGAAGGGGAGGAAGGCCAGGGCAAAUCUGCAGCGUCCUCCAAUGGGGGCGAAGGGAGCGCAUCUAAAGGCGGUGCCGGCGUUCUAGUUUCGUAGCUUUGUGAAAAGGCUUUAGUAAAAUAGGAAAUUGUGCAGAAUGCCAUCAAGCAUCGAGUCAGCACAGACCCUGAAAGGCAUUUCAAGGGCCCGAGUUUUACGUAUGUCUUGCAUGAAGGUUAUAAACCAAUGUUACAAGGGCCAGAUUCUCAAGACCAUUCAAUUGAGAUAAAUGAAGCCAUGUGUUAUUGAAUCUUUUUCACCUAUAGUUAAACAAAACUUUAGCCAACAAUUUACUUACUCUGGUUUAUUUUCUCUUCAGACAUGAACAAGCCUUUCGCCUUUUACUCGAGGCAGUGUUUCAUCAAAAUCUUACGGGAUGAUAGUUGUAUUAAACAACAUGCCUUCUUGAUGACCA
Messenger RNA from Oncorhynchus tshawytscha (Chinook salmon), 915 nucleotides. RefSeq names its product prefoldin subunit 2. The record is from RefSeq and is a predicted model, not a curated record. Gene Ontology annotation, cellular component: cytoplasm; prefoldin complex. Gene Ontology annotation, biological process: protein folding. Gene Ontology annotation, molecular function: protein folding chaperone. Bases 75 to 557 code for a protein of 160 amino acids. The transcript has 4 exons. NCBI's taxonomy places the organism in Eukaryota, Metazoa, Chordata, Actinopteri, Salmoniformes, Salmonidae.